Metschnikowia bicuspidata var. bicuspidata NRRL YB-4993 is the source of this 2901-nucleotide messenger RNA. RefSeq names its product exocyst subunit (gene SEC5). Gene Ontology annotation, cellular component: exocyst. The record is from RefSeq and is a predicted model, not a curated record. The transcript has a single exon. NCBI's taxonomy places the organism in Eukaryota, Fungi, Ascomycota, Pichiomycetes, Serinales, Metschnikowiaceae. Gene Ontology annotation, biological process: exocytosis; Golgi to plasma membrane transport. Bases 1 to 2901 code for a protein of 966 amino acids.
AUGCUCAAUUAUAAUGACGAUGAGCAGACGCUCCUCCAGUUCUACUGCACCGGUUCCCUCGACCUGCCUGUGGCUACAUUGCCCCUGGCGAUAUCGGCAAAAGGAGCCAGCGACACGCAAGGACUCGAAACCUUGAACCCCGCCGAGCAGUACGACGUGCUCAACCAGUUUCUUACGGCGGCAAACUCUCUGUAUGGACGCCUCUCGCCUGUGCAUGACUUCCAGGACCCUUUGAGCGGGGAAAACGUCGCUAAAUUGCUCGUCAGAAAAGGCGUGGUGGAGUCCGAAGCCGACCCGCAGCUUCAGAAGUUCCUAGUUUCCUCCCAGGAAUUCAACCCCCAGGCAUAUCUUUCAGUUGUUCACGAAAACACGCAGAUCGAACAUCUCGUCGCGUCACUUGACGGGCUAGACACAAGCAUUCGCCGCCAGACCUCGGAUUUGAAGGCCGUGUUGGACGAAAACUUUGAGGACUUUCUCUCAUGCAAACGGUCCAUCGAUGAGAUCUUGGCCUCUUUCCGGGAACUGAAGCUGAAAGCCCAGAAGGACAUGGAGAAGUCGAAGGUAUUCAAUCCGUCUGCACAGAGAAACAGAACGAAACUCGAGGCUGGUGAAUCACUACUUUCGGAGCUUGAAGAGUCCAUCAAUAACUUGAACUUGUCGUCGUCCCUCAUGAUCAGACCUAUAAUGGACCACAACGCGAAGGAGGCAAAAAUAAACAAACUUGUUGAGUUCAUACAAGCCAACCGCUUUCUCUUUGACCUUCCCAGCAGGUUGAUAGAACACCUUUGUAAUAGUGAUGAUGAAAGCUUCAUCAACGACUACCAAAAGUUCGUAACGGAAAAGGCCGAUCUUGCAGAGAAACAACAGAGAGCUAUUGCAGAUGCGGAAGACUCCAAGGAUUCCACUACACUCAGAUCUUUGGAAAUGACCCACGCUUUUCAGAACACUGUGUUAACUAGAGUAUACACUGAAGUGGCUAAGAUGGUCGACGAGUACCGCCAAAAAUGUCUCCAGGACCUAUUGUCCACGGAUCACGAAGUUAAUAAGACUAGCAAUCGGAAAUUGGCGCUGGACGUGAAAUUCAUCGAUAUUGUCGAUAGAUUGCACCGUGUUAGUAUGGAGGAGUCCAACACUGCUCCAAUUAGCCAAUUUCUCAAAUCGCAAUUGUUGAAAAUGGAAAGUGAGCUUACGUACGAGUGUGAAAAAUUCGAAACGCGCUUCUCACUGAUGCAGAAUAAGCUCAAGGAUUAUGUUUCCUCGCUUUCUCAACAGCGCCCCGAUGGAUCAUACGUCAGUCAUAUUGCUGAAAAGUUUGACAGCGUGGAAGAGUACUUCAGGGUUUCAUCCACAUACACCACACUGGAGAUCGACUACGAGACAAAAAUGGUGAUUCUCGAUAUCUUUGGCAAUAAUGAGAAUUUGGAUCUUUCCAUCAUCAAUGAAACUUGGUUGGUUUUGGCCAAUUUCAUAACGUAUAUUGAGAAGUUCUUCAAGGGCUCCAUGUCCAAAUUUGUGAAAAAUUAUGUGCAUUACUCAAAUUCAGAGUUUAACAUUGAUAACGAUGGCGAGCUCCAAGCCAAAUUCUUUCAAAUCGCAAGCGAUAUCAUUGAUAAGAUUAUGAACAUUUUUGACUGUGGAGAUCAUACAGAUCAGCUGAAAAUAACUCCCUCCAAUUACGUGGCUUUCCUUCCAUACCACACAAAUUCGUUAUCCGCGAUAUAUUACUUAAGUGCAAUUUCCAGGAGUUUCUGCAACCUUCUUACUCUCCUAGGAGAAUACACAACUAAGGUUGGAAACUCGACAAAAAGCUUCGACAUCAAUAAGUUCAUCAAAAUCCUCCGAGAAACUUCUUUAGCCUUUGAUCUGAGAGUUUUAGAGGCUAUCUGUGCUACAUGGGUUAAUGAUUGCUCUCAAUUUUUCGAUCUAGAAAAUUGGGCGAAGUACAAUAUUUUUGGUGAUAAAAACACGAAGAGCGUGAUCUACACUAAACUCAUGCAAAUAAUAUUUUAUUACGAAAUCUUUGUGCUUGAGAGAUUGGCCCAGUUGUUAAUUCGCAAGACAGAGUCCAACGAUUUUGAGGUGCGUAUUGUGUCCUCUUACCCCAGUAAACGGAUUUUGGUCAGCUUGGAAAUUCAAUUCAUGCGAAGCAUGAAUGUUUUGGUUGAGUCGAUUUUGAAAAAGUUUACAGCAAGGAGAUCUUUGUUGGCUGAUGAGGGCGAAACAGGAUACGAAACCGAAAAAUGUAUCUUUAAGGUAUUGACUAUGAACAACUUCACUGCCCUUGGGGAAUUCAUUUUCCCGAAACUCAUCAAAAAUUUUGAUGUCUUAUUUGAGAGCACGUUACUGAAGCAGUCCUUGAAGUUGUUUGCCGAUUUGGACAAGGUGAAAAUUACAAUCUUAGACGACAUAAACGAGAUUGAAAAAAUCUGGAUUGAAUCCAAAAUUGAUAAGCACUUCAGGUGUGUUGCAGCUUCCAACAUCUCACGCGAAGUCGAAGUGGACCCAUUCGUCUACAAUUGUCUUUUGCAUUUUGUCAAGCUCGUUCACGUUUUGAAGCCGAUCACCGAUACCAACACCUUUGUGGCUAUAAUUCAACAACUCCAGAGCCAUUUCUUGUCAAAAUUCUUGCAGUGUUUCAGGCAAGUUAUGGAACAGGAAAACAUAGAAGUUCUGAUUUUGGCCAAUGUCAAACUUGACCUCGACUUUUUCAUAGAGGUAUUCGAGGCCAGUGAAACUCUUAGGUUGGACGAUUUUUGUAUGAAUUUGGUGCAGAUUGCUUUUGCCGAAAUCCAGAAAGUUGAGAAUUUAUUUGCUGAUCUCCCUUACACUGCGCAAGAGAUUGAUCAUGAGCUAUUUAAGGCUCUAGAGUACAGUGACAAUGAGUUCACAUGCUUCCUUUGA